Molecule: messenger RNA, 605 nt
Organism: Babjeviella inositovora NRRL Y-12698
Lineage: Eukaryota; Fungi; Ascomycota; Pichiomycetes; Serinales
Exons: 1
Coding region: 1-288 (95 amino acids)
Source: RefSeq, a predicted model, not a curated record
AUGGUUCAAGGUAAGUCCAAGUUAAAGCCAAAGAAGGCCGCCAGAGUCACCAAGCAACAAUCCAACCCAAGAGCUGCCGCUCCGAGAAUCCAUAAGGCCAAGAAGAACGCUUCCGCGAAGAACGCCCAGAAGUUAACCAACGUCCAUCUGGCCGUGUUGCUCUCCUCUACCGAAAAAUUGAUUGCUGGAAGAGUUGGUCACUUGGAAAUUGUCAAGGGCUCCAGAAGAUCGCUUGAAAAGCAAGGUAAGUUGGACGCUUUCUUGGCCAAGACCAAGGGUAGAAUCUAAGUAUGGACCAACGACUUGUAUUCGAGAAUCGGCCAGGAUUGAUAGCCAUUAUUUCCAAGUGUGAUGAUGCUGACCUUGAAGUCCAAUCCCCUACUCAAAACACCCAGAUAUGUACUUGUAUGGCACCUACCCUGGUGAGUGUUUUACCUCCAUUGAAAGCUCUAAACCCGGACGAUAGCGAUGACGAAUCCGCGGUAAAGAGAAGAAAAAAGUGAUAGCCAUGAUCUAUUUUUGCUCGUUUUUGUAUAUUAUGAAUUUAUUGUUACAGCAGUGUAGAACAUGAUGUAUACUUCGCCUAUUGGGCUAUUAUUUCUCCG